Messenger RNA from Aspergillus tubingensis, 3480 nucleotides. RefSeq names its product NACHT domain protein. The transcript has 6 exons. The record is from RefSeq and is a predicted model, not a curated record. Bases 1 to 3480 code for a protein of 1159 amino acids. Gene Ontology annotation, molecular function: protein binding. NCBI's taxonomy places the organism in Eukaryota, Fungi, Ascomycota, Eurotiomycetes, Eurotiales, Aspergillaceae.
AUGGCACUUAAUGACCCGGCUCUGGAGAUCUUCCACCAGGCCCAGCAGUCUUUCCGCAGCCACUUGAACGAUCCCAAUCUUUAUAACGAGAUCCUCGCCUCAAAUAGCAUCGACGAAGUCUACAAUUUGACUGCGAAGCUUCAAGAAGAGGCUGCAGGCAAGGCAGGCCUCCGAAAUCUCGCCCGAAUUAGACCCUUCCUCGAGCGCCUAUCGUCAUAUAGUGCAGUCAUCGAAGUCUUACUCCAAGUCAAGCCAGAACUCGCGCUAAUCUGGGGCCCGAUCAAGCUGCUUUUGCAGUUGUCCAGUCAGCUGACCAGCGCCUUUGACCGGGUGGCAGACACAAUGGUGAAGGUCGGCUACGCUCUUCCUCAGUUCGCCAUGGCAUUGAGCGUUUUUGAGUGGAGUGACGCCAUCCGGGCCGCAAUGGCCUUGUUCUACGGGGAUCUCCUGGAAUUUUACCGUGUGAACCUGGACUUUUUCCGGAAGCGGCGUUGGAAACAAAUGUUUGAGGCAAUCUGGCCUAGCUACCAGAAGAAACUCGAUGUGGUAGUGAGUAAUAUCGAGUUGCAUGCGACCCUGAUUAGGAACGAGGUCACGCUUCUUGACGUUAGUGAAGCUCAAAAGGCUCGCGUGAAAUCGCUGGAGCAGUUCUCAGAGAUGCAAACAUCACAUAGCCGGCAGAGGUUUACUGGUCUGAAAGGUCAGGUCGCACCCUUCUUAUUUGAUGACAGGUUAGAUUGGAUCCGGAACCGAUCAGUCGCCGGCUGUGCUAAGUGGCUCUUCCGGGACGCUGCAUUCUCUGAGUGGUUUGAUGUUUCAACGCAGGCACCUCAGUACCUUUGGCUGCAAGGCAUGCCAGGGGCGGGGAAAACAUAUCUGUGCGCUGCAGCUGUGGGUCGUUCCCGUGAGCGUCACCGGGUUCUGUUCGCAUUGGUGAGUCACGCAGCGAAAAAGACUACAACUGCGCUAGGGGUCCUCCAGUCCAUGAUAUUCCAGGCUGCAGAGGAGGAUCGAGACUUGCAGGCUAUAUUGGUGGAGGCUAAGGAACGCGAACUGCGCGGGAACACGCUGUACGUGACCGAGCUUCUAAAGGCCUAUUUGAAAACAGCAAGUCAAACGUAUAUCAUGAUCGAUGGCUUGGAUGAAAUGGAUGAGCAUGAGAGACAGGUCCUACUAGAGCGAUUGGAAGAGAUAGCGAAGGAAUGUCGCGACUUGCGGAUUCUGAUCAGCUGUCGUCCAGAAGGUGAUAUCUCACGGAAACUCGAGAAGAAUGCUUUCGCAAUCAAGGUGAAUGAUCGGAACGCGGGAAGCAUUCAGCACUACGUUGACCACCGAGCCCACGACUGGAUCAAUAGUUUGGGUUGUAGUCCCUCCAUGGAAACUGAAUUGCGUGGCCUUUUGUCUCCGUUGGCCGCUAAAGCUGCAGGCAUGUUCCUAUAUGCGAGAAUUGUGCUGGACAAUUUACAAGGCAUAGUCAGCCUUGAUGACAUUCGCCGCGAACUCAAAGCUCUUCCCGAGGAUCUGAACGAUGCAUAUCACCGCAUUUUGCAAAGAAUAAGUGACCUUCCUACACGAAAACGUGAGCGAAGUAGGAAGAUAUUGGGCUGGAUUGGAUGUGCGCCUAUUCCGUUGACCGUUUGGGAGAUGGAACAGGCUUUAUCUGUUGAGCCCGAUGAAAAUGGCCGAAUGACCAGUGCAGUCACCCCUGAUCUUCUCAGUGUUGAUUUUGUUCAACUUUGUGGUCCAAUCAUUGAAGUUGCUGAUGGAAAACUGCAGUUUGUUCAUUUCACAGUCGAGGUAUACCUAUUCAGUCCAAGUAUUUCGCACUAUAUAGAUAAGCACGUCGCUACUAUCGACUUGCUAAAUAGUUUGAUGGCCUAUCUCACGUCCGGAAUUGUCGACCUCGACGGAGAUGAGGGGGAUAUUCAAGAACAGAUACGGCACGGCCGCUUUCGACUUUUCGAUUAUGCGAGCUUCUACUGGCCGGUUCUUCUUCACGAUAUCAUCUCAGUCAAGCGAGAAAAGACUGAUAUUCAAAGGGACAAGUUGUUGGGUCGUUUGCUGGAGAGAGUCUCCCGGAAACUCCAGAAUUUCGAUUUUGUCACAAAGGAACCUCUGCAGGGACUUAAGGUGGAUCAGAAGUGGUCUCGCGUGAAUGAUGAAGACUUAGAUUCGAACGCUAUUUUAUGUGGAGCCAAAACGUUUCACUCGGAUGAGAGACGAUGGGGCUGGAACAUGAAAAAUAACGAGUCGUGGAUAAACAAAGAUCCAUUAAUCACGUCACAAAUGUUGAUUCGGCUGCGGGAGCAGCACGAGAUCCUAUUGUCUAUGCCAGACUGCUGUCCAGACUUGGAACGGCAAUACGGUCCUCAGCUCUUCCGAUGCACGUACGUGUUCUGUACGCGAAGCCGACGUGGCUUUUACUCAGCCGACGAACGCGAUCAACAUAUUGAGAACCACGGCCGGCCAUUGAAAUGCGUCGUUCCGAGCUGCGAGUUCUCCAGCAUUGGCUUCGAUUCGGAAGCCAGCCGACAAAGGCACUGGAAAAAACACCAUAUCUCCGCCGCACGCGAGACUCAGGCGGCCGCGGGAGCCGCGGCAGGGGGUGGAGGCAACUUUGACGCCCUUGAUCCCGAAGAAGCCCAGCCCUUGCUCUUUGUCCUGCUUGCUGAAGGGAACAUUGACCUUGUACGGCGUCUGCUCUGCUCUCAGGCUGGGAUGAAGCUGAAGCCGGAGGUCAUCGCGCAUGCUAGGCUUAUGGCUGCUGAACAGGGGUCGCUAGCUCUCACCGAGCUCCUAGCACCGGUGAUAGCGGAGACAAAAGUACCCUUCAAGGUCUUGGCCGCUGCGGUGGCUAGCGAAGAUGCAGACUUUUCCGAAUGGGCAUAUAAUAACCUUUCACUAGCAGACUGGCCCAAUAUGAUGAAGGUGGUCAUAAAAGUGAGGCGAGAGGAUAUCUUUACUCGAUGGGAAAGGUACAUACAAAGGGAAGUUGAUAAGCUACGCAUCAGACCACACCAUAGUGACUAUCUGUUUACCUCGCUCCUUAGACAAUCUUUGUUUACGGAGGUCCAGGGCAAUGGGCUGAAAGAGACCAGAAUAAAGUGCCUCCUGACGCGAUUCCGGCGAUAUAUGUCCUGGGAUAUUUUAGGCACAUUGCUGCUUCGAGUGGCCCGAUCAAGCUGCUCAGUUGCUUUGGCGGAGCAUUUGCUUCGGCUUGAGGCGCCGAUCAACUUCUGUUCUUCUUCAGGACGCGCAAACGGUCAAACACCGCUCUAUGUGGCUUCGAAGAAGACCUCCGUAGAAGCAGCCUUCUUCAUGAAAUGUCUUAUCCUCAACGGUGCAGAUACUGUCGUAUCAAUCAAUAAUACAGAAACGCUUAUCAGCGAAGAGAAGGGCGCCGCACAGAUAGCUGAAAAGGUGGGCUUCACGUGGAGUGAUUUAGAGCAAAUGUAUAAAAAUAGGGCGAAGUAUAUUUAG